Molecule: messenger RNA, 2499 nt
Organism: Anoplopoma fimbria (sablefish)
Lineage: Eukaryota; Metazoa; Chordata; Actinopteri; Perciformes; Anoplopomatidae
Product: putative methyltransferase NSUN7
Exons: 13
Coding region: 1-2499 (832 amino acids)
Molecular function (GO): methyltransferase activity
Source: RefSeq, a predicted model, not a curated record
AUGAACUGCGUCGCUCCCGUGACGAAGAUACUCAACGACAAAGUGGGCUCCAGCGAGGAUGUGAACACAAGCUAUGAGAUCUUCAUUCCACAUCAAAACCACAAGGAGUCACUACCACUUCUACUUCCUCUUCCUGGAAUUCAUUCGUUGUUACCGUCACCAGCCUCUCCUCCGUCAGAUCGGGUCUACCUGCAAGCAGCAGCCAUCUUCUGCAAGCUGCGCACAGAGAAGCCUGCGGCGCAUCAACUCCUGCAUUAUGGGAAGAGGACAGACGCGCCGCUACCAGAGGGCGGAGCCAAAACAGCGCAGAGAUGGGCCUACCAACUCGCCUACAACACACUCAAAUAUCAAGAUUUACUGGAGGACAUCAUUGCUGACAGCUGCUUCCACACUUCCCAGCACAUUUGUGGGGACUUGUUGCCAUUGGCGAUGGUGAUGCUGUUUGACUUCCAGGACCGACGUUUUCUGUCGCGUGAGCGUUCAACGAAGGACGGGGACGAGCCUCUGCAGGAAGUCAGGGACCUGGAGGGCAGUCUGCAGAGGUGUAAAACUAAGCUGGCAGCGUCUCUUGCUCGCUGCAGAGUGAAACAGAACCUGCAAAGCAUCUCCUGUUUUCUGUCUGAUCCUGUCAGGACCAAACAUCACAGAACAAAAUGUCUGCCGCUGUACGCGUGGGUCAAUACUCUCAAGACCAAUGUUGAGGAAGUGUGUAAAGCGCUACGAGGAGUCGGCUUGUGUGAAGUGGAGCCCCCGACUGACCUCAGAGAGGCGACAUUCAGCAGAGACCCUCUCUGUCCGGACACACUCGUCUUCUCCCGGCAGCUCCAUGCUUUGCUGCAGCACAGCAGCCUCACAAGCACACACACACUCAACACACAGGACAGGAGUCUUUGCGUGGCGGUGAGCGCGUUACGCCCCCUGCUGUUCGACAAAGGGGACGUCCUGGUGGCGGGGUCCUUCUCGUCAGUGACCGUUGCUCAUGUUUCCGUGGCGGCCGCUGCCCGCUUCGGCCGAGUGCUGGUCUGCGGUGCCGAUCAUACAACCGGGCAAUUAGAGGAGUUGCAAGAACUGCUUGCACAAAUGGACAUCAAAAACGUGCGAGUCCUGUCAGAAGCCUUCUGCGGUCUGGAGGAGUUGGAUGCCGCCGUCCAGCGCUUAAAGGUCAUCAUAGUGCUCCCCCAGUGCUCAUCCUCUGCGCUCAAUGACCCCGUGCCCACCAUCCACAGCGAACACGGAGACUGGGAUCUACUGCCAGACUUGUGUCACAAUUCUGUAUCCCUGAGCAAAAUACAGAAGAUGGCCAGCCAGCAGGCACGACUAUUGGCACACGCUCUCUCCUUCCCAAAGGUCCAGACAGUGGUCUACUGCACACGCUCAGUGUAUCCCGAGGAAAAUGAACAACUAGUGAAAAGAGUUUUAGAUAAAACGCACAAUUACCCCAAACUGCUGCCCUUCAGGGUGAAUGGCCCUAUUUUCCCCAACGACUCCCAGUCAAUCGACACGACGGACUCCAAGUUCUUCAGGCUGGAGGCAUCCCAGUUCACCAACGGCUGCUUCGUCGCCCGGCUGUCCCGACAGGCAGAUCCCACCAAAGUAGAGACGGUCCACGAUGUUCUGGCAAGGGCAGCAGCAAAGGGCCUCCUGGGUGGAAUAAUUCCUGAACAAUCAAAAACCGUUAAAAAGGGAAAAAGCAGGAAGAAUCGCGUUGCGUCGGCCGGCAGCAAACCCUCAUCCCCCUCCAGCCAGGAGAGGCAGACAGGAAGCAAGGUUGUGAAUGGAGAAGAGCCUGACGCAGCUUUAGAGAAUGAAGAAAAGAGAGGUGAAUGUGACCAGGAGAGAGAGAAUGGAAAGGAAGAAGAGAAGGGUGGAAAGGGAGAAAAGAAGAGAAGAGGGUUGAAAGGAAGUAAGCGAAAGGUCAAAGGGCAAACCAACAGGACUACCGAAGUCUCAAAGCAACACCUUAAAAGCCACAAGAAGAAAUCAACAAAGGCAAAAGUCGACCAAUCACACCACAAGAGGCGGCUUACAAGAAGUAAACCCAGGAGAAUACCUCGUCUUACACUGACGUUAAUGUCCUCCGCAAAACCCUCCAACCACUUGUCUCCAAUCACGGCCCUCGCACACAAGCUAAGUAACAGUCCAACGAUUAAAUCACAGCAGACUGACAUCAGCGCCCCGUCCCCUGCCCGUCCUGCUCCACCUGCCCCCCAUUCAGCCUCCCAUCAGGUGCAGAGACGCAACACAGAGCCAGAAAGAGCAGAGAGAACGCUGAAGGAUGGAGCUAGACCGGAGAGCUUGUUUAAGGCCAGAGGAAAGGUGGUCAGACCUGAGAAAGAGGAUGUGUUGAAGCCCGCAGAUUUUGUCCUGCCGCCCAUUUCCCCCACCUCCGAGAGCAGCCGGAGCAGCAGUUCUUUCUGUCAGCGUCUGACCCGGACCUCCCUCUCUCAGCCCGCCCAGAUAUCUGCACCGUCCUCCUUAGUCUCCCUGCCUGGAUUAUAG